Molecule: messenger RNA, 1155 nt
Organism: Adineta steineri
Lineage: Eukaryota; Metazoa; Rotifera; Eurotatoria; Adinetida; Adinetidae
Source: the annotation of a GenBank genome assembly
AUGACUCAAGAAAAUGAUUCACAAACAAAUUUAAUAACAAUAGAUGGAUCAUAUAUAGAAGGGGGUGGUCAAAUACUGCGUAAUUCAACAGCAUUAAGUGUUUUAUUAAGUAUUCCUAUUUGUGUCGAUAAAAUUCGUGCUGGUCGACAAUCAGGAGGAUUACGACCGCAACAUUUAACUGGUAUACAACUUUUAGCACAAUUAUCUGAAGCUAAAUUACAGAAUGGAAAAAUUGGUUCAACAGAAAUAUUUUUUGUACCGAAAGUCAUCAAAGGUGGAAAUUAUCUAGCUGAUACAAAAACUGCAGGGAGUGUAUGUUUAAUGAUGCAAACUGCUAUUCCAUGUUUACUUUUUGCAAAUGAUUCAUCUCAAUUACGAUUACUUGGAGGAACAAAUGCAGAUUUUGCGCCAGAAAUUGAUUAUUAUUCAAUGGUUUUUCAACCAAUAGCUAAAAAGUUUAAUUUUAAUUUUGAUAUGAAUAUAGUUCGUCGUGGUUAUUAUCCGAAAGGCGGUGGUGAAGUUCGUAUUACUACAAAUCCAGUUGAUCAUUUAGUAGCUGUUGAUUUAACAGAAUUUGGACAGAUUAAACGAUUUUUUGGUCGAGCUUUUGUUGCUGGAACUUUAUCGAAACGGAUUGCUCAUGAAAUGGCUGAAACUGCACAAAAAUUAAUACAUAAACGACAUUCAAAAGAGAUUCCAGUAGAAAUUGAAGUUGUAAAAGAACCUGAUAAUAUGGCUUUUGGAACAGCAACUGGUAUUAUAAUUGGAGCCGAAACAACAACCGGCUGUAUACUUGCAGCAAGUUCACUAGGUAAACGAGGUGUACCAGCACAUGAAGUUAGUACUCAAGCAACAGAAGAUUUAUUGUAUGAUUUAUCAUAUCAAGCAUGUGUUGAUCAACAUUUACAGGAUCAGUUAAUUAUUCUAAUGACUCUUGCUAAAGGUCAUUCAAAAAUUCGUUGUGGUCCAUUAACAGAUCAUACUAAAACAGCUAUGUAUGUUGCUGAACUUUUAACUAAAGUUAAAUUUAUAAUUACAGAAGUAUCAUCAAAUUCUAUUGAACCACAAGCAGCAGCAGCAGGUGCUGCAUCUAAUAGAACAAAUUCUGCAUUUAUUAUUGAAUGUGAAGGACUAGGAUAUCAUCGACGAUCAUAA